Dipodomys spectabilis (banner-tailed kangaroo rat) is the source of this 2947-nucleotide messenger RNA. It is a transcript of the gene Tmem63a, whose product is annotated as transmembrane protein 63A. The transcript has 23 exons. Bases 93 to 2546 code for a protein of 817 amino acids. Gene Ontology annotation, cellular component: plasma membrane. NCBI's taxonomy places the organism in Eukaryota, Metazoa, Chordata, Mammalia, Rodentia, Heteromyidae. Gene Ontology annotation, molecular function: nucleic acid binding; calcium-activated cation channel activity. The record is from RefSeq and is a predicted model, not a curated record.
GCCGCUCUGCGCGUGCGCGCAGGAGUUUCACUUGGGAAGUUUUCGUGGUCACCGCGCCGCCGCCGCCGCCGCCGCCGCAGGGCCUGCCCGCGAUGAGCGGCUCCCGGUUCCCCGAGUGGUGGUCAUCCAGGGCGGCGUCGGUCCAUGAGCAGCUGGGCCUCGGGCACCGUCCCAACGACUCCUACUGCUACAACUCCGCCAAGAACAGCACCGUGCUCCAGGGCGUCACCUUCGGGGGCGUCCCCACCGUCCUGCUCAUCGACGUCAGCUGCUUCCUGUUUCUCAUCUUGGUGUUUUCCAUCAUACGAAGAAGAUUCUGGGAUUAUGGCCGCAUUGCCCUGGUGUCUGAAGCAGAUAGUGGGUCCAGAUUCCGGAGGCUGUCGUCCACCUCUUCCUCAGGGCAGCACGACUUUGAAAACGAGCUGGGUUGCUGCCCCUGGCUGACCGCCAUCUUCCAGCUGCACGAUGACCAGAUCCUGGAGUGGUGCGGCGAGGACGCCAUCCACUACCUGUCCUUCCAGAGACACGUCAUCUGCCUGCUGGGGGCCGUCAGCAUCCUGUCCCUCUGCGUCAUCCUGCCCGUCAACCUCUCUGGAGACCUGCUGGACAAAGACCCCUACAGCUUCGGGAGGACCACCAUAGCAAACCUGCAGACCGACACCAACCUCCUGUGGCUGCACACCAUCUUCUCCGUCCUCUACCUGCUCCUCACCGUGGGCUUCAUGUGGCACCACAUCCAGUCCAUCAGGUACAAAGAGGAAAGCCUGGUGAGACAGACACUGUUCAUCACAGGACUGCCCCGAGAAGCCUCGAGAGAGGCUGUGGAGAGCCACUUCCGGAACGCAUACAUCACCUGCGAGGUGGUUGAUGUACAGCUGUGCUACAACGUGGCCAAGCUGAUCUAUCUGUGCAGAGAGAGGAGGAAGACAGAGAAAAGCUUGACCUAUUACACAAACCUCCAGGCGCAGACUGGCCGGCCAGCACUCAUCAACCCCAAGACCUGCGGCCAGUUCUGCUGCUGUGAAGUGCCGGGGUGUGAAUGGGAGGAUGCCAUUUCCUACUACACGCGCGUGCAGGCGCGGCUGCUGGCGCGGAUCAGAGAGGAGCAGCGGCUGGUGCAGGACCGGCCCCUGGGGAUGGCCUUCGUCACCUUCCGGGAGCAGGCCAUGGCCACCUACAUCCUGAAGGACUUCAACACCUGCAAGUGCCAGGGCCUGCACUGCCGGGCGGAGCCGCAGCCCUCACCGCACAGCCGGGAGCUGGGCACCUCCAAGUGGACCGUGGCCCUGGCCAGCUACCCCGAGGACGUCUGCUGGAAGAACCUGUCCGUCCAGGGCCCCCGCUGGUGGCUGCAGUGGCUGGGCAUCAACUUCACCCUCUUCCUGGUGCUCUUCUUCCUGACCACACCCUCCAUCAUCCUGUCUACCAUGGACAAGUUCAAUGUCACCAGACCCAUCCACGCGCUGAAUAACCCAGUCAUCAGCCAGUUCUUCCCAACCCUCCUCCUCUGGUCCUUCUCUGCCUUACUUCCGUCCAUUGUCUAUUACUCCACGCUGCUGGAGUGCCACUGGACCAAGUCAGGAGAAAACCGGAUCAUGAUGACAAAGGUCUACAUAUUCCUGAUCUUCAUGGUGCUGAUCCUGCCCUCUCUGGGCCUCACCAGUCUGGAUUUCUUCUUCCGGUGGCUAUUUGACAAAAGUUCCUCAGAAGCGUCCAUCCGGCUGGAGUGCGUCUUCCUGCCGGACCAGGGCGCCUUCUUCGUGAACUACGUCAUCGCCUCGGCCUUCAUCGGCAACGGCAUGGAACUGCUGCGCCUGCCGGGCCUCGUCCUCUACACCGUCCGCAUGCUCAUGGCCAAGACAGCCGCAGACCGCAGGAACGUCAAGCAGAACCAGGCCUUCGAGUUCGAGUUCGGCGCCAUGUACGCGUGGAUGCUGUGUGUUGUCAGUGUCAUCAUGGCCUACAGCAUCACCUGCCCCAUCAUUGCGCCCUUUGGCCUCAUCUACAUGCUGCUGAAGCACAUGGUGGACCGCCACAACCUCUACUUUGCCUACCUCCCCGCCAAGCUGGAGACGGGGAUCCACGUGGCUGCCGUGAACCAGGCCCUGGCCGCCCCCAUCCUCUGCCUCUUCUGGCUCUUUUUCUUCUCCUUCCUGCGUCUGGGUCUGAAGGCUCCCGCCACGCUGUUCACCUUCCUGGUGGUGCUGCUCACCAUCCUGGCCUGCACCGUCUACACCUGCUUUGGGUGCUUCAGACACCUCAGUGCCGGGACCUACAAGACAGAGGAAUCGGUGAGUGAGAGAGGAAGCGAGGUAGAAGGCCGGGAACCGCCCCCGUUCACGCCCUACCUGCCCCGCAUCCUGAACGGUUUGGCCUCGGAGAAGACAGCGCUGUCCCUGCAUCAGCCGCAGACCUAUGGCGCCGUCCGUGAUGACGGGGUGCUGCCUGGGCAUGGUGCCGUCCACAGCGUCGGAGAGCCGCUCCCUGGGCAGUGCUCGGCCCACAGCCCCGAGAGCCGCGCGGCAGGUGCCUACCAGGAGGCCUGAGGCCGGGGCAUGCUCGAGGAAGCUGCUGCCGGGCCGGGCCUGUCCGUGUGCCGCAUGCUGUGUGCCGCCUGCCUGCUGCUCGGCCCAUGGCCAGGGUGGGGGCGGGGCCGCAGCUAAGCCUCUGUUUUGUCAGGGGAGGCGCGGUGCCCCCCCCCCUGCUGUGGGGCUCUCUGGGACCCUGGAAGGACUGUGGACGAUGGGUGUGUUUGCACGAGGCGCGGCGCUGCACAGUGGACAGCCACAUGGGCUCAUGCACAGGCGUGGCAUGAUGCACGGCUCAGGGCCGCAGCCUGGGCAGGCCUGGCCCGUGGGCCAAGAGGGGCAGUCACCCCCCCCCCCCCCCCCGCCAUGCCACGGCCGGACCGGGGUGGGCAGGGAUAAUAAAGCGUCCGUUGAGCCGG